UUUUCAAAAAGAAGAGGGACGACGAGACGGUGCCUUCUCCUUCAACUGUCACUCGUGUGAGUCGAAAUCGGAGAAGAGCUUGCGGCGUUCUUCGCCAAUGGCCGACUCGGGGAAAUCAAUGGAGAUGUCCAACUCGACUGCCUCAGGGCCUAAAAAGAUGAAAGUCAAGAUUUUACAAUUUGAGUCUUGUGUUUGGAUGAACAUUUUCCUUGACCAGAUCGUGCGUAAAUUCGCCUGGCGGUGGCAUGCGGUUGCUUCUUGGACAUGGGAUGCCCAAGACGAAACUUGUGGGAUUUGCCGGAUGGCGUUUGACGGGUGUUGCCCCGACUGCAAACUCCCGGGAGAUGAUUGCCCUCUGAUAUGGGGAUCGUGCAACCAUGCAUUCCAUCUUCACUGCAUAUUGAAGUGGGUGAAUUCACAAACCCCUCAAGCACAUUGUCCCAUGUGCCGUCGGGAGUGGCAAUUCAAAGAAGGAUGAUGAACAACUUCAAGACGAUCAUGGAUGGAAUCAAUACAUUCACAUUCACAUCCCUGUUUUGGAUUUGUGCUUUCAAUGGUGCUACUAGUUAGUUAUGUACUAUGUUUUUAUACAAACAAUUCCUUGGAUUAAAGAGGGUUGGUUCUUAAUCAAUUGGUUUGCUUCUGGGAAUGGGAUCCAAUGUUAAUUUUGUACUACAGCUAUCAUUGUGCUUUAUUUCUAGUAGUAGUAAUUUAUUUGGAUUCCCUGUCUUGUCUUGAACA
Molecule: messenger RNA, 741 nt
Organism: Andrographis paniculata
Lineage: Eukaryota; Viridiplantae; Streptophyta; Magnoliopsida; Lamiales; Acanthaceae
Product: anaphase-promoting complex subunit 11
Exons: 5
Coding region: 98-478 (126 amino acids)
Biological process (GO): protein ubiquitination; positive regulation of mitotic metaphase/anaphase transition; anaphase-promoting complex-dependent catabolic process
Cellular component (GO): nucleus; anaphase-promoting complex
Molecular function (GO): cullin family protein binding; ubiquitin protein ligase activity; zinc ion binding
Source: RefSeq, a predicted model, not a curated record